Echinococcus granulosus is the source of this 1494-nucleotide messenger RNA. RefSeq lists its product as hypothetical. The transcript is spliced from 2 exons. NCBI's taxonomy places the organism in Eukaryota, Metazoa, Platyhelminthes, Cestoda, Cyclophyllidea, Taeniidae. Gene Ontology annotation, cellular component: membrane. The coding region runs from base 1 to 1494 and encodes 497 amino acids. The record is from RefSeq and is a predicted model, not a curated record. Gene Ontology annotation, molecular function: G protein-coupled peptide receptor activity. Gene Ontology annotation, biological process: neuropeptide signaling pathway.
AUGAACUUAACGGAAAAUUAUACGAAAUUUCUUGCUUGUCAGCGUGACAUCCUGGAAUAUGUCCGAAAAUUUGGCCUUGGUUACUUCGGCGUCCUCAUAUUUUUUGGCACCAUUGGAAACAUUAUAAGUUUGCUGGUGAUUCGUGGCGUGAGACAGACCUAUCACCAACCCUCUUGUCAGAUCCAGAAGGAGCCAUCGGAAGAACGAGGACAGGAGUUUGCCGCCUUGCAUGUUGGCUCGAGACGCAACUUCCCGGUGCGCGUUAUUCCCGAGAACUCUCAGGUCCUCUCUUUCGAAACGACAGCAGGUAGCCCAAAGCCAUCUGGCGUUGGUGUAAUCAAUCAAACGAGGUUCUCUAUUGUCAGCCCAUCCGCCAUUCCCAAACGACAACCCAUGAGAAAGCAUCCCUCUAAGUCCAUAUUCACGGCUCUCGCCAUAGCAGAUACAGUUGCAUUAUGGGUCAACCCCAUUCGCUACUGGAUACUCUUCGCCUUUGGUUUCGACAUUCGACAGAACGACAGUGUAACUAUGUGUCGACUGCACACAUUUCUCACCUACGCCACCCGAGAUACCGCUAUCUGGGUAUUAUGUCUUUUGACAUUUGAGCGUUACCUAAUUGGGUGCUUCCCACAUAAGGCAAAAAUAAUUUGGCGAGGACGGCGUAAGGUUUCCGCCUGGGUCGGGAUUUUCUCCGUUAUUUUAGCCAAAAACUCGAUUCUUAUAUUCAUUUUGCAACUCAUUUAUCCGGACGAUGUGGGGGAUUUUGUGAUUGUGGGACCUAGCUACGCCGAGUUGAACACUUCAAGACUACUCCUUUGUGAUACUUUGGAUCUUACUUCUCGAAGGGUCUUCUUCUACCUCGACAUAGUAAUUUAUAGUCUAGUACCAACAGGCCUCCUCCUUGUUCUAAAUAUAGCCCUAUUUAGGGUGAUUCAGCGGCGAAACAUCAUGUGCCGAAGGUGUGAAUUCUUUCCAAAAUCGGAUAAUGUAGGUGCUACUCCGCUGGAGGAUAGCAUGCGAAAUAGCAUGAGCAUGCAACUGGGAUCGUUAAAAAUCAUUGGUUCAGUGGUUCAAGCAAACCAAUUGUUGAUUCCUGUGGGCGUUUUUCACCUAAUCACCUCGGUGCCCAUUUGCAUCUUUUCAAUCGUUGAAGAUGCCAUGCAGCUAAAGCGCAGUCCUUCUGCCUACGCGCGAUGCGUCGUGAACGCAUGUGGCUAUCUGCUGGUAAUGUUGGGAGCCACUACAUAUGGAGUUAACUGCCUAAUCUACUUUCUCAGCUCACGGCAAUUUAGGGAGCGCCUCUAUGCCCUCACUUACCCUACUCGACUCGUCAAAGAAGUUGAGCCCACCUCCUAUUUUCUCGACCCAAGACAUAUUUCUGAUCUUCCCUACACCAGUCAGGUGGAUUGCCUGUGUACGGGCGCACGACAAUUGCCGAGGCCCCUUCGCCGGUCACAGUUGCCCCAUGGCAGUGAUGCGGGCGCCGGCAUGUGA